Trifolium pratense (red clover) is the source of this 1261-nucleotide messenger RNA. Its product is annotated as proteasome assembly chaperone 2. Gene Ontology annotation, cellular component: cytosol; nucleus. The transcript has 7 exons. Bases 114 to 956 code for a protein of 280 amino acids. Gene Ontology annotation, biological process: proteasome assembly. Lineage: Eukaryota; Viridiplantae; Streptophyta; Magnoliopsida; Fabales; Fabaceae. The record is from RefSeq and is a predicted model, not a curated record.
CCACAAUAAGCGAUUCUCUGUCCUCAAGAAAAGAGAAAGGAAGCAAUUAACAAAAGCAGAAAAACCUGAACCAAGGUUAACAAAUUAACAAAUUUCACCAUUGACAUUAAAAGAUGAAGUUCAUUCCCGAAGAAGGAAAACACCUUCAUGAAGAUUGCUCCACAUUGAUUUUGCCUGCUGUAUCUAUUGGCAAUGUUGGGCAGUUAACCGCAGACCUUUUGGUUUCAUCAAUGGGUUCAGAGAAAGUUGGUUACUUAGAUGAUCCUUAUGUUCUUCCAUGUGUUGGUAAUGAUGCUUAUGGUCCUGUUCCUAAUGGAGACCUUGCACUUCCUAUUGAAGCUUAUGAUUCUCCUUCUAAUGCUCUCACUAUUAUCCAGCAGAGGUCACCUGUAAUUAAGGGUAUGAUGCUCGAGUUUGCAAAAAACAUGGCUGAUUUUAUUGCUGGGAGUGGAAAGAAGCAUAUUAUUAUUCUCUCCAGCUUAGAUUUUGGAAAGUGGCAAAAGGUCGACAUGUCAAGUGGUUUGCAGAUUUAUUACCUAUCUAGUGCCAACAGCAACGGAGCAGAUGAAAACUGUGAACAGCUUGGGUGGAAGAAACUUCAGGAUUAUGACCCUUCUCAGAAGCAUUGGAAAUAUCUUAAUGAUUUAGCUGAAGGAAAUGCAACGCCUGAAGAUACUAUUUCUAUAGAAGAUGAACUAGAAGAAGAAAAUUAUUAUGCUAGCUUGCCUUUUGCUGCACUUUUUUCUUUUCUCAAGGCUAAAGGUUUGAAGGUCACCUGCUUGUUAUGUUAUUGCUCAGAAGGUGACAACACAUCUGAUGCUUUUCAAUUAGCAGAUGCAGCAUGCAAACUUCUAAAGCCGAAUCAGCCUAAUUCUGGAAUCGAAGGUGUCAAAUGGCGAGUUCCACUUUCUUGGAUGUCUGUAUAUGGACCACCUCCAGAUGUGUCCAUCUUCUAAGAUCAGGUUUAUGUAAUUAGUACAGUUAAAUGAUGGUUGAAAAUGGAUAUUAUUAUCCACUUCUGUGCCUCUAAAAGCAUGUAGUGAUGUUGGUUCUGUAAUUUUUUUUUUACUUGUUCACACAAGCUAACACAUAGUUGUGUCUCCAAAACCACAUCUGCAUAACUGCAUUCAGUUCUAACAUACUUCUAAGUUUUUUGUGUUUUUCACAAAUGGAAAAUGAAAUUUUGUUAAUGUUAAAUACACACUAGCACAAGUCAUGCUAGGGUGAAUCAGAAUGAUACCAGUACAGAAGCUAUCACAGA